Anopheles bellator is the source of this 11115-nucleotide messenger RNA. RefSeq names its product mucin-19. Gene Ontology annotation, cellular component: nucleus. Lineage: Eukaryota; Metazoa; Arthropoda; Insecta; Diptera; Culicidae. Gene Ontology annotation, molecular function: protein binding; transcription corepressor activity. Gene Ontology annotation, biological process: negative regulation of transcription by RNA polymerase II. The transcript is spliced from 6 exons. The record is from RefSeq and is a predicted model, not a curated record. Bases 1 to 11115 code for a protein of 3704 amino acids.
AUGGAACCUUCGCAAGGACCUGUAGCGGCCGCACCGGAAGAAGCCCCGACGGCGGAGCCCACUGGAGCGAUGGAAGAGAAGCGGAGAGAAUCGCCCACAACACAGCCCACAGAGGUCUCCGAGAUCACCACAUCGGAGGUCCAGGUUCCGCACGAGAUCGUUGCAGCAGACAACGAACCGCCGCGAUCAGUGUCACCGGGCGCUGGUAAUGGUGUCAACGAUCCUCCAGCCACUGUCGCCGAUCCGCAGAAGGCAACUCCAUCGGAAGUGCCGGAAAUUAGUACGACAUCUGUAGAGCCAGAGGAAGAAACGCCCUCAGUUCCAACCCCGCAGCGACGGCCCACCAAUUGCGGCGGCCUGGAGAGUGACAGGCCCGAAUCGGUGUCAAGUCCGUCUCAUGGGAUAUCCACAUCCGAAGGUCCCCCCGCCACGUUUUCCGCCUGUACGGAGUCAGAGAGCGGAGGGACCUUGAAAGAACCAUCAGCAGCAGCGGCGAUCGGCGAAUUCCAAGCAAGUUCUGCCACCGCCGCCAUCGCUGCCACGUCUUCCACUGUUCCGCUGGUGGACUCCUCGACCUCGGACGCGGACGGUGGCGCGAGUUCGGUGCGAGAAUCUCAGCCUCGUGACACGAGUCACGACCACGAUGACGUGACGAACGCCUCAACCACCACCACCACCGAUGGCGAUGAUCGUGCAGGGCAACGAUCAACCCGAUCAACACCACCACCACCAGCAGCGGCUGUGAUAGACGAGAAGCAGGAGAAGCGAAGCGACCAAGAUGGCGACCAGGCUGGCAAACAGCAACCUUCGGCCGACAACGGCUGCAAUGUGAUAGACCGACGGUCGGAAGAGGUGGCCACCGGUGGCGACAACGGCAAUCAGUGUCCGAAGGAGCCAACGGGUGAAGCGACACCGGAGGACCCUCGGGAACAGGCAGACAACCCCUCUGCCUCGCCCAAUGUGGAGGCACCACCGGCAGUUCCCCCACCGGAACCAGACCCAGGACCUACCGAGGAACCGGUGCAGGUCGGUCCCGUCACCGAAUGUUCCGGGGCUCCUCUUCCUGGAGCUCGAACCACCGCUCCCGGUUCUACUGACUACACAAUGCCACCGGCGAACGCUCCACGCAACCCGCUACAGUUCACCGAGGUGGCAAACGAUGAGGUCGAGCUGAAGGUGGACGGAGGUCACCUGCUUGACCGCGUGAUCAAACUGUCCCUCCUGAAGGGUCUCCAGGACAGUGGGAAGCGGUUAGCGAAGAGCAGCCUCAUCAUCUCCGGGGGUAGCGGCACCGAGGGCCCGAACGGGGAGGCCGCCACCCUCGCGACGACCUCGUCACUGAGCAAAGCGAAAAGUAAUGCGGCCGCUGCCGCUGGCCUGCAGCGGCUGGUGGUGGUGACGGAGGACCACAACAAGACCACACCGCCGGCCCUACAACCGGCAGCGCCCGAGACGGCGGCCCCUGUGCAAGCGGUGGCCAGCAGUAGCACGAAGGAAGCGGGAGAUCCAAUGCCGCCGCCACCCGACAGUAGCAGGAUACGACACUCGAGUGAUAGCAACAGCAGCAGCAGUCCUCCGUCCAGUGCCGGUGAGGGUCCGGUGCUCCGCUGCAACAGUUCGUUGGACUUCCGGGAAGAGACGCCGGAACCGAAGCCACCGGUACCUCCUGCUUCGGGUGGUGACCACCUGCCGAUGAAGGCGCGCAAACCGCAGUACUACGCCAGUAUUCCGGACUUUUCCAAGCAAGGGCUGGCAACGACCCCAACGACCACACCACAGUCCGCCGGGGCCCCAACCAGCAGCAGCGCCGCCACCGUGACGACUACGACCAAAAGUCUGACGCAGCUCCACAUGAAGACACCCGACUUUAGCCGGAUCGUUCCGGUUCCGGGUGGUGGUGGUUCUCCGCCGGUGGCCCCAGUCGCCGCGACGACGGCCGCAGUACUGCGGACGACCAGCGAAUUGAAGAUCUCGAAUCCGGAUUUUUCGAAAGGAUUCGCCAAACAUUUUCAGCCGCAGCCGCAGCAUCACUAUCCGGCGCCGGUUAACCCGAGCGCGGCGGUGCAAUCAACGGUACCACCGCCACCAGUACCGGCAACGUCGUCCGCCCCGUCGUCGUACACCGUGUCACCGGACACGUUCAGCCAGCUGAUCAAGGAGCGCAACUAUAUAGCGGAUCUGCAGCUCAAAAACCCACCACCAGCGCCGUACGGCCAGCAGUCGUCGUCGUCGUCGUCGUCGGGUCCAGUGGAUCCCCCCGCGCCGGUGGCCACCCUCGGUAGGGUCGAGAGCACGAGUGGCACGAGCGCCCCCCGGAAGCGGCCAUCCCCGCCGUUGUACCAGCAGCGAGGAGGUCCGAUCGAUAUGGAGCUCGAGCCGACCGCGCACGUCAUCCACCGUUCCGCGGGCCAUCCGGUGGGCCCCCCUCCUCCGACGGUGGCCCCGAAAACCUGGAACCCACCGCCACCGGCACCGGCCGCAUCAUCGUCUCCGUCACCGUCACGUGACCCAUCACCGUCCUCGUCGUCCUCCUCACCACGACCACCGGGUUGUUACGGGGUGAAGCCACCGGCCACGACCCAGGAGCAGCGGCUUGUGGUGAACAACGUCCGGACGUACUACCCGCCGGAACCGAUUGGCCCACCGGCACCACCACCGGGCAGCCUGCCGAAGCUGAAGGACCCCGAGUUCCGGUUGGACCACAAGGAGCAGCAGCUGCUGCAGGAGGGCACCACGAUCGUCACCGUCAAGCAGCGGGCAGCGGUGGCGAGUGGUAGCACUCCGCAACCGUCGGCCCCGGCCCCCACGAGCCGGCCGCGCUCUCCGUCGGCCGAACGCCGAGCCGGAGGCGAAGCGCAGAUGCUGCAGAACUCACAGGACAUCGUUUAUCGGGACUACCGCCAGCAUAAGCGACCGGUGGCGGCAGCGUACCCUUCGGAUCCGGCCGCAUACCCGUACCCCUAUCACCACCACCACCAGCAGCAGCAGCAUCGGCCAGUUGUCCCACAUGGGAUGAUGCAUCCUCCACCGCCGGCCACCAGCCAGGGUGGCCCCGCAAACCCGUCCUGGUCUGGCCGUGGUGUGUUACGAAGCCCGCACGAUAAUGGCGCGGUUCACCCACACCCACAGCACCACCCGCCUCCGCCUCUGCACGGUCAGUACAAAAACAGCUCACCGAGCCCGGGAUCCGGAUCGGGUUACGCCCCUGCCGCGUACCUACGGACCGGGCAGUCCCCGGCGGGGACCCCUUACCCAGCGGACAGCGAUCGUGAGGUGACGACGGCGAUCAGCUACGGCCACAAGGCCUACAAGGGGCUGGACUACAACAUGGAGCAAAAGUUUGCCGAGGUCUGCCAGGCGCACCAGCUGAAGGCGGCGGAACAGCAGCAAGCCCAGGCUGCGGCCGCCCGACGUCCCGCGCCGCCGCCGGGUGGCGGUGGUCCCCCACCAAAAGCUUACGGUUACGAUCCGUACCAGCACCAGCAUCCGGGGUACUACCAUGCGGGAGCGCCUCCACCACUCCAUCAUCAGACACCGUCCCCGGUGUCGACGCCAUCGCCAGUACCGUCCCCGCAUCACCCACCGUCGCCGCACCUUCGGAAGGGUCCGGUCCAUCCUCCAUCGCGGGAUCCAUCUCCGAUUGCGGUGCCAGGACCUCCCGGGGCUCAGGCACCACCUCACCAACACCACCAACGGUACGGAUCACCGCCGGAGUCCAGUCCGUAUCAUCCGCCGCCUCCCCAUCCGCCUCACCACCAUCAGAAGCCGGCGAGUCACGGGCCACCGAAGGUGGCGAGCAGUGUGGCAUCAACCCCGACCACCACGGGACCCCCGUAUCCCGUGGCAUCGUCGUCUUCGUCGGUUUCGUACCCGUUCGCUGGUGGCUAUCCGGGGGGUGCCCCGCCCUCCGUUACGACCUAUUCCCAUGUACACCACCACCAGUCGGUGAUCAGCAAUGCGUACGAUCGUUCGGGGCAGGCGCCCACUGCGACGCCAGGAACACCAGGAAGCUACGGAGGUCCGGGUGGCCCCGGACCGAAGGUCGCCCCGUAUCAUCCACCACACAGUCCCGCGGCACCAUCCGGAGGCCAUCGGCCCGUGUCCGCAAGCUACUAUCCACCGUCCGCCGUUAUCCAGGCACCGGCGGCGCCGCCGACAGUUCCACCGCCAACACCACUGCCGGUAGCGACCACUCCGCCGGCAUCAUCAUCGGGAAGCAAAAACAUUCCCGUCAGGGUCAUUGCCACGGCCCCACCGGCCGCCGCCGCCACCGCCGGAACUCCCAGUUCGGCGCCGCCGCGUCCCUUGCCAUCGGAAACGGCCCCGACCGGUGGUGGGGUGAUCGUACCGGCGAAGCGGGAAUCUCCACUCGAUCUGUCGGUGAAAACGGUCAAGACGAAGGCGGACUCGACGGGCGGGUGCGACGACUAUGGGAGCAGCGGAAGCAACAGCAGCACCGGCGGCGGCUCCCGGGCGGAGCUACUCCCCCCGAAACUAGACUUCAGUCCCAACUUUAAGAAGCACAUUCCGCAUGCGACGGGACCACCGCCAGGUCCGGUUCCCGGAGGAAGUAGGCCAGCGGAACCGGUGGCGGUGUCGGUGCCACCACCGUCGGCACAGCCACGCCACGUGUCCGUCAUCAGCCCAGCGAUCCCGCCCGGGUACGACAAGCGGACGGACGCGUACAUGUCGGCGAACUACCGGGCGGUCGGAGGGCCGCUGCUACUGGUGGCCCCACAUCAGCCGUAUCCGGGUGCAGCUACCCCAGCAGGAGGUAAACCCGGGGGCCCAUCGGAGGCCGUAGCUCAACCGCCACCAGCGGUCACCGGAAGCAAAAGCGUCUACUACCCACCUGCGUCGUCGUCGUCGGCCAGUGUGAAACCACAAGGAGGUGGUGGAGGCAGUAUCGUAACAGGAGUGGCUUCAACGGGCCGCCCGCAGACGGCGGCAACGCCUUCAGUCCGCGGUCCGGACGAUGCCCGGAUCGCCGAUCGCAAGUUCGUGGAGAGUAUGCUGCGGAAGCAGACGUCCCCGUCGUCCGAUGUGAUGGCGGACCUGCAGUCGGGCAAGUUUCCCUCCCGGUUGCCCCAGAACAUGGUUCCCAAGAAGCGGGCUGCGGCAGCGGCCGCUGCCGCCGCAGCUGCCGAAGCGGCCCGGUCAGCCCCGCUGAUCGCAUCGACGGCCAACGCCACCGCAGUGCCCACCCCGGCUAAGGUCGCCAAGUAUGAGGAGUAUCCGCAUCCGCAACCAGGGCCGGGGAUGGCCCCACAGGUACCAGCACCACCAGCGCUUAUACCAGCAGCCUCCGCCGCCGCCCACGCCGCCGCCGCCGCCUACUACGAGGGCUACCACCUACCCGGAUACCUGAAACAGGGUGGAGCUCCGGCGCUUUAUCAACCACCACAGACCUCGAGCCCGGCAACAUCCUCCUCUCCCGCCGGUUACGGACCUCCGGAAGGUCACUAUUCCUUCGCUGGCGCUUCCAGUAGUAAACGUGCUCCGGAACCGGAACCGAGAUCGGUGGCGACGAUACACCCGUCGGUGAUCACGACCAAUUAUCUGCACCACCACCACCAUCAGCACGUUCCACCGGUGGCCCCAUCGCCUGCAGCGGUACCCCAUCACUAUCCGAUGGGGCCGGACAUCCGGUAUCACCAACUAGCACCGUUUCCACUGCCACCGCCACCCGUUCCCGUUCCGAAGGGGCGUUCCGAUGAACCGCUGGUCGUUUACCAUCACCACCAGGCUCAUCUGCGCGGUGGAUCCUCGGCCCCAUACACGACCUUGGCUCACCCGGAGCGUCCUGCGCCGUCCUUCGCUUACUACCCCGCGAAGGGGCCACCUCCGGGUGAUAUGCUUCACCUGGAUGGCACUGGUUCCGGACCGGCUACCGCUGCCACCGUUCGUUACGGUCCACCGAAGACGAGCGCACCGGAAGUACCACCACCGCAUCACUACCCGCCGGUGGUUCCGGGGCCACCCAUGACCAACCAUGGACCGUCUCCACCACCGCACCCGUCCUCGUCGGUACCGGCACACCGCGGGGCCGAUCAGUCGGUGAUCUCCAAGUUGCGCACGAGCCUCGAGCUGAAAGAGUACGAGAAGCAGCGCAUCAGCCAGCUGCGCAAGCAACCCCCGGAAGAGGAUCAUCCACCCCAUCAGUACCACCACCCCCAGGCACCGCAGCAGCAGCGUGGGUCGGCGAUCGUGCUGAACGGGACGACGAAGGGCCCCGAAAGUGGCCCGCCCGUCGGCAGCGUCGUGUCACCCACUUCGUCCUCUUCUCCGGCAUCCCGGUUCCGGACGAAGGGUGAAUUGAAGGGCUACACGCCACUACCACCGGCACCUGUCACCAACACCACCACGACGACUGGGCGUGUUCCGAGUCCCGGGCCGGAGCCUGGUCCGGCCGCCCCGGAGGCGACCACCAUCGUGCGGCCGACGGGCGACAUCGACGGGGCGUCGGCGCUCGACAUCCUGGACUGGGGCAGCGCCUGCAAUGAGUUUGUCGAGCAGCUGCAGACGGGCAAGAAGCGAGGCCGGCGGAAACAGUCGCUACAACGGGGGCCACCAGCGGUGGGAUCAGACCGGGCCCAGCCCACCGAGGAUUCGCUGAUCAAGAUAGCGGCGACGGGGGACGACGGGGUAGCUAGCGCCGAUCUGUCGGCCGUCCCGCGGGAUGUUCUCCACUCGGCUCGCACGCCACUGAUCGCGAAGGCACCCAGCCAAGGGAGUCCCAGUUCGAGCGACGAGGACAAACCGCUCCUUCUGCUGCGGCGGCAGCAAUCGCAACCACCACCAACCACGGGCGGCCACGAGGAGAUCGCCGAGAGGCUGACGGAGAAGAUCGUGCGCAAUCUGCGUGAGAAGCAGCGGCUGCAGUCGGAGCAGAAGCACGAAGCGAAACUGGGCAGCCCGAGCAGCUCGGACGGGGAGGGUGCUUCACCGGCCGCCGUCGAUCGGCGACGGCGCCGGCUGCGGGCCAGGGUUCGCAAGUUGCGCCAGCGAGCCACCGUCGUGCCCGCGGUUCGCUCGUCCGACGAUGGUGACGUUACGGCGGACGGGGCGGAAGAUGAAAAGCCUGACGGCGCCGCAGCAGGGAAGCGCCCGCGAGUUGAAGAGGGGAGUGGUGGCCGUCCAGGAAGGCGUCCAAAGCGCCGGCUACGGUCCGGAUCGCUCCCGUCCUCGUCGGCAAGCUCGUCCUCGGCGAGCUCCUCGUCGUCCUCGGAUGGUGAAGAGACGAAAAAAGCGCAGGAACCGCAACCACCACCUGCUGCGGGUCCGAGUGGACGGCGACGAGGACGUCCUCGGGGUAGCACGGGUAGGUCGAAGGCGAGUGCCCGGCAGCCAGCGGCACGGUGCCAGAGUGGACCGCUGCGGCAGGAUGCGAACCCCAACAGUGACCUCAGCUCGGAUGAUGACACGGAAUCGAAGGGGUUGCGAGCGGGGGGGACACUGGCCAAAAGUGACACACCGGCACCGGCACCGUCGGCCUCGAGUAAGAAGCGCACCGAUGGAGGCAAAGAACCACCGUCCAGUGGGAGUGGAGGAGGCGGUAAGGCCCACCCGGAUCAGGGACCGACGGCAACGGCGAAAGGCGUGAUCGCUGGCAGGCGGGUUGUAGGGAGGCCACCGCGCUCCUCAAAGCAGCCAACGGCGCCAGCCACCACCACCCGGGAGGCUCGUGCCUCGUCGGCAUCGUCCUCCAGCUCAUCGUCCUCCGGUUCCGGGUCGGCAUCUGGCUCGUCGUCUUCAUCGUCCGGGUCGUCAUCGGCCUCGUCGUCGUCCGACUCCGAGAAGGAGGACCGCGAGACGAUGACCCGUUCGCGCAGCAAACGGGAAGCGGAGCGACGCCGCACCAACAGCAAGGUCCUGCGCAACGACAAGGUCGUCGAGAACUGCACCUCCACCAGGGGGCGACCAGCCAAGAAGGACGUUACCGCCACCGUCGGAGUGAAGAAGAAAAAGCGUCCCCACGAGACGGACUCGGACCCGCUGGGGGCGGCGAAGCGCAAACGGUCCCGUACCAACACCCACAUCAGCACCACCACCGCCACCGCCACCACUACUACGUCUUCUUCUGCGGUGCCAAAAAACGUCCUGGCUAACUCCUCGGCGGCCGAAUCGAUCGCCGGGGAGAGUGGCACCGAUGGCGGCGACGGCGGCGGCCGCGAGGAGCAGACCGCCGAUGACGGUGGUCCGCGGCUGCGAUCGCGCAAAGGGAAGCAGCAGGCAACGGUGCCGUCGACAGUGAGUUCCUCGCGCGGGUCUCGGCGCGCAAGUACCGUGAGCCAGAAGAGUGCCAAUGGCAAGCCCCCGUCAGCCGGUCAAACGCCCCAGCGAAAGAAGUCGGUGAAAGAGGCCGGUGUUGGGGAUCGUCGGAGUGGCGCUGGAGGUUUGUCAACGGAAAAGGCGCCGCCGUUGGAGCCCGACCGCCCGGAUCACUUCUACCCGGGCUGGGAGAAGGAGCUGUACGAGUACAAACGCUCGCUAAAGGUCCCACCGGAGCUGAUCACAAUUGACGGGGGCCUUUACAUGCAUCGGAUCUCCACCUCGCUGCCCGAUCUGGAUUCACCGCACCACAGCGACGGUUCGGAGACGUUCUCGGAGAUCGUGAAGAAGUUGAACCAGAAGGAGGCCGCCGCCGCCGCCAGUUCGCGGCGGUCUUCCGUCAAGACGAAAGCGGUCGCGAAGCAACACCAGCGGCCACCACCAGUUCCACCGGCCACGCCAGUAGCGCCACCGCCACCUCCGCCAUCGAUCACCAGCAGCAACAACAAAAAGUUUAGCUCGAUCAUCGAGCUGCUGCACCGGCGCUGCGUGGCAACGAUGAUGCAGCAGGGCAAGGGUGGUGCCGCCGCCUCGGUGGCCACCAUCACCUCAGGAGGACGCUCGAAAGGAGGGACCAGCGGCGGAGCGGCGGCAGCGAAAAAAUCGAACCCACUGACCAACAACAACAACAACAACGAAGUGGCGGUGGUCGUGGGUGCGAAACUGAAAUCCGAGUACGAGCUACUGCCGACGCCGGGGGCCGAAUCGGAGUCACUGUUCGCGAAGAACAAGAAGAAAAAGUCCCUCUUCGACACGGCCAUCCUGAAGUCGCGGACCCGCACCGAGCAGAAGGCGAUGCAGAGCAAGGAGAUCAUCCGCGAGGUGUUUGGGGGUGACGAGGAGCGACCGCAGUCGGCCCCGCCGCUCGGUGGCAGCUCGGCGUCGUACGACGAGACGUACAACGAGCUGAUGCGGAACGUGGACAAGAUCGUCGGCGAACUGGACGGUGGUGGAGUGGCGGCGACGGCGAUCGUGAAGCAGGAACCGAUCGAGGACGAAGAAGAGGACGGCGGGGAGGAGGAGGAAGAUGGGGAGGAAGAGGAGGACGAUGGUGACGACGACAGUAGCAGCGUGCGGAUGAAGGACUCGGAGCGUGACACUCCGUCGAUCGCGUCGGAACGUGACCUUGGGACGCCCGUACCACCACCCCCACCACCGUGUCCAGGGAGCACCGCUAGUGCCGUUCCCGUGCCAGCCGCUCCGAUCGGCACGGAAAAGAAACGCAACCGUGGCCGCCAUCGCGCGUCCCGCCGGAAGGGCAGUUCGGGGUUUGACUACAUUCGCAAGAAAAAGAAACCCACCUCACACCACCAGUCAGCGGCGGCAGUGGCCGCGGCUUUAGCGGCCUCGGCGGGCGGUUUGAAUGGGGAGCUCGGAGGCCACGACGCCGCCACGGCGGCGGCGGCGAUGGUCCUGAGCCGUAAGAAGGUGCCCGCCUUCGAAGCGCUGGAGGUGAAGGACGAGACCCACAUCAGUAAGGAGAUUCGCAGCUGGGUGCUGAACAAGGGCGUCGGCGAGAGCGUGAUGCACAAGGCCGCCCGUUUGGGUUACACGGACGUGAUCGUGUACUGUUUGGAGCGGCUUGAGAUGGACCCGGAUCUGAAGGACAACGCGGGCUACACGCCGCUGCACGAGGCGUGCGCCAAGGGGCACCUGGACAUCGCGCACUACCUGCUGCAGUACGGGGCAAGCCACUCGGAGUCAGCCCCGUCCGGGAUGCGGCCGUUGCACGAGGCGGUGGAAAACUCGUUCGUGGAAAUCGUACGCCUGCUGCUGGCGUUCGGUGCCGAUCCGCUGCUGACCACGUACGCCGGGCUCCGGCCGACCGAGCUGGCCGAAAGCGACGACAUGCGCCUGUUCCUGGACGACCACCUGGCCGACGUGCAGAGCCUGGCACCGAACAAAGCCGGCUGGAAGUUUGACGGGCCUUGGAAGAUACAUGAUCCGGAAGAAAGUGGGUGCAACGUGUUCGCGGACAUUCCACCGAUCUGCGGUGACGGAAGUGGAACGACGGACGCGAAUGGACCGAUCUCGCUCAACACGAGCGAUCGCAGCAGUCACGUUAAUGGGGUGGAGCUAGACGAGGAGGAGGUGGUUGUCCCAGAGGAGGAACGCAGAAAGAAUGACGUCGCCGUCGUGGUGGACAAGAUCGCCCUGGUCGAUGCGAAAGGUGUUCCGGCUGCUGGUGGUGGGCUUCGAAACGGGAAAAUCAAGCGUAAGCCACGCUUGAAGGAGGAAGCCACGCCUGCGGUGUUGCUAGUGAAUGGGAGCGGCGCCAAAGUGGCCACCAAAGCGAAGGUGGUACAGAACCGAGGAGCACGAGACCCGUCGCCGCCGUUCGGUGGCGUAGAUCAUCGUCGAUCAGUCGAUGAUUUGGAUCGCCACGAUGGUGACGAGGAGGAGGAGGAAAACGACGACCACGGGGACGGCGGUGAUCUGAUGUUCGAGUACGAGGAAGCGGAUCGUCCACUGCCGCCGCUGUACGUGCUGAAGGACGAAAACAACGAACGGUGGAUGCUGAUGAGCGACCUUUGCACCUUCCUUAAGUUCAAAUCGAAGGAGGCCGUACUGAAACAGAUCUGUCCCAACAGUACGCCCCAGGCGAGCCAGCGCGAUCUGAUACGGGAGAUGAAAAUCGAGGAGUUCCUAGCGCGGGCCAACUGCCUGCAGUUGCUGUGCGCCGGCGAGAAGCUCAACAUUCACGCCUCGAAGGUGGUGCUGGUGAAGUACAACGACAGCGUGCGCAAUCUGCUGCAGGUGCAAAGUGUCGUGACGCGCAUCUAG